UUCUGAACGAGCAGGUAUCACCAAUGAAGGCGUUAUCUGGUCGGGUUCGGGUUCUCAAGAAUUCAAAGCAAAAAUUUCGUCUUAGUUCAAAGAAAAGGCUUGCAAUGAGUUCAGAUUUAUCUAAAGAUAAGAAUGAAGCGUUUCUUAGUGGUGUAGUGGAAGGUGAGUACUGUUUUUUUCAGCCUUUUUCGAGGUCCACUAUUCUAGAUCCUCUUCCUUUGAACGUCUCGGCACCGAAUAUUCAGCCAUAAUUGGAAGACUUGCUUUAUGAUAUGGCGAUGAAAUUUCUUGCUCUCUCUUUUUAAAUCGUUAACAGGUUUCUAUGGCAGACCGUGGACUUAUGACCAAAGAAAAGAGCUCUUUUAUAGGUAAAAGCUUUAAUAGAAUUAAGAAGAUGCAACUACAAAUUAAUUAUAGCCAUGAAAAUCAGGCUAUGAUUCUACCUUGAUUCUCUUCGUUUGACUGUAUGUUUUUAUUUUAGGUAUAAUUUAUAUCUUUCACUCUGUAUUUACUUAUCUCAAGUGCCUAUAGACUUAAUGUAAGCCGUCCGCUUUUUCAGUGGACUCUGGCAACUUUUAUUACUUCGGCGGAGCGCGAAGUAAAGGUUUCGCGACGCUCAGGAAUGUAUCAAAGUUACAAUUUUUUGACAAGAUUGGGCAUGCAAAGUCUGUAGGUUUUCGGUUUUAUUCGGCUUUUUGACGAAGUGAGAGCCGAAUUAAUUCGAGAUAUCUCGAGAUCCCUUCGAUUUUUUUAUUUAUUCUUUAACUUUUUCAAGGAAGAAAGAAUUAUUAUUUUGGCCUUCCCGGGGUUUGAACCGACUCACCUGUGUGACCCGUCAGAUCAGAGGAGAUUCUAAGUUGAGGGAUUAGCCGAUUGCGCUACUGCGACCCAAGGUAAUUUGGGAUAUGAAAAAUAGUUAUGAAAUGAUGUACUAGUUUCGGGACAAGAUUGGGCGUGCAAGUUCGUGACUUUUCGGCUUGUUUCAACUAUUUCACGAAAUGAGACCGGACUACUUCGUGAUAUCUUGAGAUCACUUCGAGUUUAGUCUUUAAUUACUCGAGGAAUAAAUAGAGGAUAUUUCAUGGCCGCGCAGAGACGCAAAAUUUCUCUUCGAGUAAAAACAUUUCACGAGUGAGCCCUCCUUUCUAACUGUUUUAUGAUGAAUUUAAAGUUACAAAAUGCUGCAAAAAGACAUUUUAUUUUGUCUUUGUUGAGUUUUACGUAGUAAAAUUGCUUUCAUGCGUUGCGUGACUUUCUCGAACGUUCUCUUCGUUUUUGGAUUACCAUGAAUAAUUAAUUAGGGCAUAGAUUUGCAUCAGUUACUGAAAUCAUAAAAUAUGUCGAAAAGCUACUACUAUUCGCCUGUUUGGUAUUUUCUAGAACCUUAUGUCAAACGGUAUACAAGUUCCAAGCGAGUUCUUUUGACGAACUAAGUUUUUUCCCACGAACUGGACUGCUGUGUUUAGUCAAGUGUGACGAAGGUCGAUUUUCAGGCUCUGUGUUUACAAGUUCGCGGAAGCCGCAAGAUAUCCGAAGUUCAAGUGACAGUUUGUUAUUAUUGGUAGAGGCUGUUUAGUUUUACUUAAAGUUCGGGUCAAGUUUGUGUUGGCGGAUGCUGUGUUUUAAAGCUCUGUAAAGGCUAUCUUUUCAGAGCUUUAACAACUUCCUUGUGUUAAUCCGACAUCCCUGCGUGCUGAUAGUCAGUGAAUAAUUAUCUUCAAAACAUUCGAACUCGUGACUUUGAUUUUUAGUUAAUUCCAAGCUCAACGUAAUUGACUCCUUACCCAUGCCUUACAUAUCUUUAUUUAGUACAUGAGACUGCUAUGCUGUUUUUGAAGCCUGAUGUGACUAAGAAAAAUAGAGAAUUGUUUUUUUUUGAAGGAUUUGUAUGGAGUCAUCAGUGCAUAACUGGGCUAAUAUCUCGGAGACAAUUUGUCCCGAAAUGCUAGUUUUUGGCAAGUAGGCCUCUUGGAUGUUGCUCUUUUCAGAAUAUCCUGACAAAUCCCAUAAUUUCACAAAUUAACACCUUACUCUUACCAUAUUUGAUUUCUUACUAUUCCUCCGCAUUUACAAUUAGUUCCACAACAACGACGCCGAAGUGUACGCUCUGUAGCGUCUUGUUCUUCAACGUUCCAAGCGUAAUACGAGAGUUUGUUGCGGGCGACAAGGAGGAGCCCGCAAUCCUAAUCUCCAGGGCCGGGUUGUUCGAAGCUGGGUUACAAGAUGACCCAGGGUUAGUGCGAAAUUUGAACUCAGGUAUGAGAGCUCAAAAGACAAUUAAUUCUUGUUGUCUACCAUUAGAUGAUUUGUGACCGUGCACGGGAAAACGUACCUUAACGCUUAUCCGUUAGACAAGCAAAAGCGUUAAGCAUCCGUUAGUCAUCCGUUAGAAAGUUUUCUUAAGAACGUUAGAGGCGUUAGCCCAGCCGUUAGACCUUAGCAUGAGGCCGUUAGAACGGACAGUGUAACCGUUAGCAAGAGACAUGUAUCCGUUAGCCGUUAGCAUCGGACCGUUAGACGGGUCAGCAUAACCGUUAGCAAAAACUCUGCAUCCGUUAAUGCGGCUAGAGAAGCCGUUAGGAUCCGUUAGAAUAAACUAGCAUCCGUUCAACGGCCUUCAUACUAUAAUUAUUAUACACGAUCCAAAAACAAACCACGUUUGCGAAAAGUAAAAUCAUAACAACGAUCGACAUUAUAUGAACUGUUUAUUUAUUCGGCAAAGUCCGGUUGUUUCGAGAGCUUGUAUUUUGUACUGUAAUUUCUGAUGAAAGGAAAGUUAAAAAUAUCUUAUAAAUGCCAUAAAAGGAUAAAACAAACACGGAGAAAGCUCGACCAAAAUGGCUAUUGCGAUGAAUAAAGGGUUCAAGUAAACACUGAUCACAAGUCAUGUCAAGAACUUGUGCUCGUGUUUAAAUCACGCAACAAUGGUUGUCAAAAUGCUAAUUUGUGGCGAUUGCUACGACCUGCAGGUGGGAUCCCAAAUGAUCAAUAACCUUCUUCCGUUUCCUUUAAUCGCUAUUUGCAAUCAUUAAAAUAAUUAAGUGGUCUUUGUCGUUCGAACUGAAGUAGAAUAAUAUUAUUUGGUUUCAAUUCACAAAGUGCGGGUUCAAAAAUUUGCAUAAAGUUGUUUACAUUUUCCAAGAUGUGAGAAACGGCCACAUUCCGGCGGAAAGGUUGAUGAAUAUUUUGAUAGACUUUUGUCUAACUCUGAAUCAGACGAAACUAAUUUUAAACUACAUGCAUGUGACGAAAACAACUUUAUCUGGUGAAACCAGCGCCAACACGUCGUCGCUUCGAGACUCGUGACUUCAAAAGGCAGCGCUUUUCGCAUGCUCGGUCAAGAUAGAAAGCGUAAUCUUUCGUGAAUCCACGGCUGGCCCAGGUAAAACAGUUACUUUAGAAAAACUCUUGACAGAGUCAUGGUGUAAAAAUAAGUACAAGCGACAAAUCCAUUUGAGUAAAACAAAAAAUGUUCCCCACGACUGGCGAUUAAAAUUGUUUACACACAGGUUUAGCGACGUUAGGUUUGCUUCUCACACGAUAUAAAGGACUCGAAUUCUGAGUUUCUCCGUCUCGAUGAGAAAGUGAAAGUUUAUAUCCCUGAGUUUUGCUCUCGAUUAAUGCUCACCGUGGAAAUAAUUUUUUUAAUGCUUGUCUCAUCGACAACUGAUGAAAUCGGCACUUUAUAACUCGUUUUUUUUUAAAUCGCGAGUGUAAGACUAGUAAUGGUUUUGCACGAUCAUGUGUUUAUAACAUCGGACUGAAAGUAACUGUUACGCUAUUCGUUUGUCAAAAGUCCUUAGAUGUAAACUGUUAGACAAACGUUAAAAGUCCCUAGAUGUAGAGCGUUAGACAACCGUUAAACGGCUCCAGUCAUCCGUUAGAACAAACUGCGUAACCGUUAGAACAUUUUCUUCAUCCGUUAGACAUACUUAGUUGGCCGUUAGACCGUUAGGAGAAAGCGUUAGAAGGUUUUGAUCAUCCGUUAGGCACAACUAGAUAACCGUUAGAACGUUAGGACAAAACGUUAGAAUGCUGUGAAGGCCGUUAACAAUCCAUUAGCUAUCCGUCCGUUAGAGAGCAUUUAACGGAUAAGCGUUAAGGUACGUUUUCCCGUGCACGGUCACAUUUGAUACUCUAAAAUAUAUAUAGAGAAUUAUCCGAGAGACUACUUUUGAUGAAAAGGAAAAGAAGCCUGGGUUAAAAUUUAACCCUGGGUUAGCACCAACCCGCGUUGGAACAACUGGGCCUUGUUGUUCGAAGGCCGAUUAGCGCCCAGGGUGUAAGGUAAGCCGGGUUUCUUUUUUUUUUGUUCAAGCAAAAAAUUUUUAGAUAAUUUUCUCUUUUUUUUUUAAGAGUAUCCAAUCAUCAACUUGUUGAGAAAAAGAAUUAAAGGGAAUUAAACUUUUUAAGCUUUCAUAUCUGAAUUCCACUUUCGCACUAACCUUGGGUCAUCUAAACCCAUCUUUGAACAACCCAGCCCGGGUUCUUAUUGUGCAUGCGUCACAUGUCUGUAGCCAGUAUUCGUUUGGACUUGCAAUUUGAUCACGUAUGUAUCGACCUUCUUCCCCUUGUACUCUUAUCACGCGUCUUUUGACCAUCUGUCAAGUGAAAUCUACACAAAGCCCAGGGUUGGAGCAAAAGCAUUUGGACCUCCAAUCAUUGUCAUCCACACUCCCUAACCUUUGGUUAUGACUAGUAUAGGAAUUAAACCCAUCAACAAUAGAUGAGCAUGGGGAAUGGUGCCUGAACAAGGUGGAGGGACAACUACCACGCACUGUCACUGAAAAUCAGUAGAAACUAAAAUACUUAUCAUGCCAAGAGGGAUGGGCAGGUUGAAGGCAAAAUCAAUGAAAAUUGCAGAGUAGCAUUAAACAAACACAGAAUGUCCUGAUAAAAUAAAUAGGAGUGGCUUAUCAGCAGUUGCCUGUGCCACAGGAAUACCAGAUUAGGAUGCGUUCUGACAAAUGAGAUGAAGUAUAAAUAUUUUGUGUGAAAUGACAAUAUUAUUGUCGCAGUGGUUAUUUCAAUUUAAGCAAUUGCAAAUAAAGCUGAAAUAUAUCUUUGGGACUUCAACAGGAUUUGAACCCAUGGCCUUUGAGUACCGAAAAUUUUUUCAGGAUUAUUUGCAAUUGCUUGAAUUGUGACAACCACUGUGACAAUCAUAUGUUCAUUCAAAGUUUGUGUUUCUGCAGUUCACAUUGUCUUCAUGUUUCAUUCCUUUCACAGUUUUAAGAUUAACUCAACCAAUUGGCCUGCUCCCAAUGUAUGGGUCUUCAUAGCUCUAACGGUAUAGCACUGCAGCGCUAAGGCAGAGGCCAUGCGUUCGAGUCCUGUUGAUGUCCAGAAAACUUUUUUCGGGUUUAUUUGCAAUUGCUUAAAUUGCAAUAACCACUGCAACGAUCAGAUCAUCAUUCAAGAUUUGUAUUUUCGCAGUUCACAUCAUCUUCAAAGUAUUAAUAUUGUUACUUGGUGUUGUUGUCUUUCGUUCUACGAAGUUUUAGCAUGAUUUGAGCAGUAUAGUAUCUUCUUAUCUGACAGUAUAGAAGUAGAGAGUAGGGAGCACAUAAUCGCCCAAUCAGCCUUCAGACCAUCACCUGCUUCGAAAACAGCUCCUUACACCACCUGCAUAUGUAAUUCACAAAAUGAUGCCUGAAGAUCACCUUUCUGCAGUUAGCCUAUGUCUAGCUGUAUCCUAUGUAUCCACAAGUUCCCCGUAGUUUUAUGUUGAUUUAAAAUCAUUUAUUUUAAUUUUUAUUAAAGGAUAAAAAGUCUGGGAAUGAAUACUUAUUUGUAUGCUCCCAAAGAUGAUCUCAAACAUCGGGCUUUGUGGAGAGACCUUUAUGGUCCCGAAGAAACAGGUAGAGUUGUUUAACUUACAGUUGUAGUUAUUAAGGAAAGAACUUCAUUUUGUGAAAAUUGUAGUUAUUAUAUUCAAUAAUGAUAAUUAUUUGUAUUUAAUUCAAAUGAUGGACACAAUGUCUUAGAAACACAGUUUCAUCAAGAAUGAGAAAGAAGAGUUAAGAAUUUAGAAUUACACUGUAAUUAAAAAUUAAGAAUUAGACACAUUUUAGGCCGUAAUGAGAAAAUAAUUAUGGUGCAUACAGUGUAAAAGAAUACCAAAAAGAAGAAUGAAAAUCAUAGCUGAAAGUUUUUAAAAUACAUGUAUACAGUUGAAAUUUUACUUGAUUGUUCUUGAUUAAAGUUAUUUAAAUUCACAAAGAGUACAGACAUAGAAAUAGCAAGAUUGUUUGUUUGCUUGUUUUCAGAAAAUUUAAAGCAGUUGAUAGCAUCUUCAAAGGAAUGCGGAAUAACAUUCUAUUAUGCGUUGUCUCCUGGUCUGGAUAUUUCAUUUUCAAGUUCAAGAGACAUUCAUUUGCUUCAAAGGAAAAUGGAUCAGGUAUGACAUAUAUAACUACAGGUUUAAAGCUACUUGCGUGCAGCCUUCAGUUGUUAUAGAGCAGUUCCUGAAAUUGGUUGCCCACUGAUUAACUACAUUUAUGAAUAGUAAUUGUGGGCGACAAGAGGAGCCCACAGCCUAAUCUUGACUUGAUCAGCAGCACUUUAUUAACUGUAUAGCGAGAUUUAUCUCAAUCUAUCCACAUUCUUGGCAUUGCCAUGUUCUUCCCACUAACAUGCAUGGUAUGUGGCCGAAAAGGCCCCGGUGUUGAGUUCAAGGUCCGUAUGAUGUCAAGGUAAUCAUGUGAAUGCAAAUGCAAGUGAUGCAACACUUGUUAUUACAUUCGAUUCCCAAACACACGUUAUUCAGGUACACAAGUACUGUACUAAAUGUGAGACUGUACAAUUCGCUAUGCCAGCCUGGAAUCUAUUUACCCAGGAAAAUGAAAGUAGAGUGUGAUCCAGACUUAGUGCGUAACAAGUUUUUGGUAAUAUACGAGUGUUAGCAAAGUCCAGAAAUCGAUGUAAGUUUGUUCAGGUUUUACAACAGUACAUGGUUUUUACAUUUUUAUACAUUUCCAAGCAUUUUACGUUACGUCACUUGUCAUCCUAGCGAAAGCUUCAAUAAGCUUUAAACUUCCGUGGUAAUUUGAGCUGUUUCAUUAUUUUCUAUUGCAUAUCAACAGCCUUUGGUCAUUGGAAAUGAAUUGAAUAUUCAAUUGAAGUUAAAUAAGAUUUUGUACAGUCAUGACUGUAAACAUGCACUUCUAUGUCUAUGUCUUGUGUCACGCAUUACUGUUUUACCAGCGAAUACAACCCUCUCCUCAGUCCUCACUAUUUGUAUAGGUAAUAGCAUGAUUUGUAGUGAUAUUUGGCAUAAAUACCACGAGUGAUAUUUCGAAAUUGUUAUACGCAAUUUCACGAGCCGUUAGGCAAGUGAAAUUUGAGACAAUUUUGAAAUAUCACUAGUGGUAUUUAUGCCAAAUAUCACGCACAAAUCAUGCUAUUAGUUGUUUAUACUACUACCCGCAAGAGGUUUGUAAUUUUUGCAUGUAGUAGUAUAAGCAGGCUAAUUGUAUCUAAGCAAAUGUGAAUAAAAUCAUUGAAUAAAAUAUGAGUCUUGUUUACUGCAUUUUUCAAUGCAGUUUUCAUGAUCGGCAGUGAUAUCCUUUUGUUGACACUGGAACUAAAAGGGCUUACACAUUAUGAAAGCGGUUUUCAUCAGUCACAUCUUCACACGCAUUUCCUAGCCACCGGCUACUACUACAUGUAGUCAUAGAUUAAUGACUCGGUUCAAGUUUUCGUAGCUUUGCCAUUGAGCAUUAUUUGGAAAUAGGCUAAAGGUCAUGAAAACAUUUUUAAAAAGGUAUCCUUUCUGUGCUCUCAGCAUGGACAGCUUCAUAUUUUAAAAUGUUUUAUUCCCUCCCAUAAAAAGCCCUAUUUUGUCAAAAGAUAUGUGUAUCACGAAAAACUUUCAAAAGCAUGGCAACCUCAAGAGUAAUCCUGCCUUCUUACAUGACACAACAUGAGGUUUACAGUGAUCAAGAGGCUUUAGCAACAGAAAGAUACACUGUAUCAGGUUUGUUCUUUCUUUUUUUAAUUUAUUACUAUUUUAUUCAUCUUUUGUCAGGUUCAGAAGCUUGGAUGUGUGGCUUUUGCUUUGUUAUUUGAUGAUAUUGAUCCUCAGUUACAUGGCCCUGAUGUUGAUGCAUUCUCUUCAUUUGGAGAUGCACAGGUGGAAGUUACCAAUAACGUAUAUAAACAUCUGGGGUGUCCAAGCUUUCUCUUUUGCCCAACAGGUAACUUCUCCCCAUGUUACUUCAAUUACAAGUGGUUUUUGUAAAAUUCCGUCUGUAUUGUAUCGUACAAUUUUCCUUAAUUUUGUGUUUCAUAGGGGUACAAAUGUAUAUCUUAACUCCAACUAUUAAAUUAGCUUUAAGUGAUGUUGUUUUUCUGCAAGAUAAAAGCUGGAGACUUAGAGGUUGUUAUUGUUGUUGUCCAACACAAAAAGAGAAAUUUUGUAUCUCCAGCUGAUUGUGUAAUGUUACUGGUAUAUAUAUAUUUUUAUUUUUAACACCGAUGAAACACCAAACUAUUUCAUUCUAAUAACUUCUUGUGGCAAAAGUUGUUAAUUUAUUAUGUAGCCAAAGCAACAGUGAUCUUUUCAAGGACAGGUGUAUAAGGAUAAUAUGUUAUUUUCACAAUGUUUUCAGGGAAAGGCGUACCUAGUAUUUCAUUAAUAAAAAAAAAAUUUUAAAUUUCAUCUGAAGAUACACGUACAUUUACAUUUCCCCUACCCUUUUUUUCCAAUUUUCACCUUGUUUGUGUAUGACGUUAUUGGUGUAGUGUAAAUAAAAGUGCUCUUGCCAACUUGUAGUGACUGUAUUAGUAUUAUUAUUGGCAUUUAGAGUACUGUGGCACAAGAGCUGUUCCAACUGUUGAGACAUCAGACUACUUGAUCACUUUGGGAAAUAAACUUGAUCCGAAGAUCAACAUUAUGUGGACAGGUAAACUGUUUUGAAAUGAAAAGAUUUUGUUUGAUUUUCAUUUUGAUUUAUCUGUUGAUGUGUUUUGGCAUUGUUGUCAACAUGUACUGUUUCAUUUAGCAGUGUUGGUGAUGGACAUUCCUGAUUCUUCUAUGCUUGGUUGAAGGUACAGUUACAUCUUAGUUUUUCCUUUCCUGCCAGCCGGCCAGCUAGCCAAACAGAAUCGUCCAAAAGCUGACAUAAAUUAUUCAUGACUUCAUGUGUUUCAUUUAUAACUUCAGUGCAUUCUUUAGUUUAAAGUUCCUCUGAUGCCAGUAUUGGUUUGAUCAGAGAAAUUUUGAACCAAUAAACAACAAAACAAGCUAGGUCAUAUAACUUAUUUAAACAAGAUUUUAAAAACUGUGUCAAAUUAACCAACUCAAAGAAAGUUUAAUUUCCUUUAAAAUAUAAACUGUAACCCAGAACAUGCCUGCUGGAUUACAUUUCCCUAGCCUCUUGCAGGAGGUUUGACCUCUUCGAAGUCAAAUUGCUUUUCAAGCAACUUUUUCUAUCAAACGUUGACGGAAGUUAUCUGGCACACUUUUCAUGAGUAAACAGUGUUCCCUUGUCUAUUUGGAAAAUUGUAGCACAGUAUCUCCAAUGAAAUAAUUAUGCCACCUUAUUCUGAUUUUCUCAAAAACAGGGGAAGUAUGUCUUGCAAGCAUGUUGAUGUGCUAAUCAAGUGCGCACAGUAUGCAUAUUCCAGGUUUGGUUAUUACUUUGCAGUCUGCCAGUCUUAAAAUGCUACCAUCCCUUUGUUUCAGGGUUAAUUUAACUAAUCCCAAAACUGAAAACAAAUUUUUGGAACCUCGUUUCCAGUGCGGCUCGCCAUUUUGUUUUACAACUCCUUCACUCUCGACUACCGGUAAUUUAACUUAAACCAAAUAAACUGCACCAAUUUUCUCAGAAAUAAAGCUCAAGCCUCUCAUGGCUUUUCAAUGGUCAGUUAUGUCAAAAAAGUUUGACUGUCAGUGAUGUUUUUUGCAGUUGUUGCAAAAUGAGUAGACCAAUACUGGUAAUUAUCAGCGAGACCUACAGUCUGUAAGGACCCAAUUUGUUGAUGCUUGGCUCAAAGCUGUUUUGUUUUGUUAAUCAUGAAAUAAAAUCUUUGGCCUUCUUUUUUGUAACUGCAAAUUGACAUUAUGGCAAAUAACAUUGAAAGUAUAGGCUUCUUUUAACACGCAGAAGGCUAUCUUGAGUUUAUUAAAUGAAACCAUUUUGCUGAACAAAAUAUGAAUGGAACGUUGUAACAGUGGGUCUUCAUACCCAAACACGUAUACUGAGAUAAGUAUCAACAUUAUUAUGGUGGCAGAAAGGUUUUAUGUAGUAACAAAAGAUUGGUCCUUCUCUGUGUCAUGGAACAGUUGAAACACAAUAAUAUUCAAUUUCAGUGUUUGUUUUCCCUUGAAAGCUGGAAACAAAGACAGAUCCAGAUCUAUUUCUCUUUCAAAAUUGUGAUUGGGUUAGAGUGGCAAAGUCAACCUGAAAGAGACAUUUGUUUUCAUAUACAAUGUACAUGUAGCUGUAAUAUAUUCCUCCAGAAUGGCAGAGAAAUGAAAAAUUAUUCCUCUGUCAGUAAAUUUGAUUGUAAAAGAAAGAGAUUUGCCCACAUCUAAUCUUCUUUGUUUCCGCUUACAGAAGAACAAAGAUUGAAUACAAUAUUAUUUUUAUUUGCAUUUUGCAGCAUGGUGCUUUGCAUAAAUGCUUUUUACAUUUUUGUGAUGUCUUGUGAUUGUCCAGUGUUGUCGUUGUUGUUUUGUGGUCUCUGUGUAGUGUUGAUCUGUUUUGUGUGGUAAAUGGUUAUACAAACCAACCCAGUGACAAAUGUUCUAGUUUUCUGGGCUGCAAAAUUGCAAGGUUAGUCCCAAAUGAAGAGAGUGAAGGCUUUGUUUUGUCUAAUGGCCAUGUCCAUCUAAACUCUCACGUAUUUCAUGAUGGUAUUAUCUCAUAAGCCUAGACUGCAUUGUAACUGACCCAACUUUGAAUAUCAACUGGCCUGCAGCGUGCAAAGGAAGUAGUGUCCGAUAGCCUGGAGCUAGUGGAUUUUGCUAUAGGGCUAGUUAUUUUGUUGUUAACUUGCCUGACAAGCAAGUGAAGUUUUUUGAGGAAUUCAAGUAACAGAAGAACUUUAAAAUCAAUUCUGCUCAUCAAAAUGCUUUGGGGCUAGUUGAAAUGACGUUUGGGCUAUUAUGUGCUAGCUUCAGCUUGCCCGAAUGGCAAGCUUUAAAAAUGACUUUCUUUGCACCAGUGGCCUGCAAAUACAGCCAUCUCUCCUCACUCCUCCCUGCUUGGGACUUUUCGUGGGAGUGACUUCUGCACCUCAGCAACAGAAGUACCAUACCGAUGACAUAAAUCAGUGUUUUCAUAAUAAUAUUAAUCUGGUAGUCAUGGGGCUCCAAAUGUAAAUUUAUUCAAGUUAAUGUUUUUCCUCCUCUAUUAACUGUGAAUGAGUACCAACUAAAUGCAAAAUGCUUCUUUUGAAGAGGAGUAUACUCCAGGAAUAUUGACUGUUUGUUGGUAGAUUUGUCACAUUUACAUUCAAUUUUGAUCAUUGUGACCAUUUUGUCUUUUGACUGUCAUAAGUGAAAAUAUCAACAAAAUAUUAUUACUACUUAGACCAAUCAGAGCUCCUGACCAGAUUCUUGACAGGCUUUAGGUCAUCAGUAUGGCAUUUCUGUUGUUGAGGCACAGACAUCUCUCCUGUAAACUGUCCCAAGUGGCAAGAAGUGAUGAGAGACAGCUGUAUUUGAAGGCUAAAGAUCAACAAGAGAAUUCAUUUCACUUGCCUUCAAUGCAGGAAACUAAAGCUUGAGCUUGAUGGAGGUUGUCACCCUGGUCAGAGAACUUAGUUUUGACCAUUUUCCAAAGUCUGUGCUUACUGUAGCUGAUAAAAGUAAUGAUUUGAUGAAACUAUUAAUUGUGAUCCACCAGCAACAAACUCCAUUGGCUUUAUGCUCUACUUUCACUGUUUGCAGGGAAUGAAUUGAGUUGGUUAGUUUUUUACAAUUGCCAAUUACCAAGAAUUAGUUUUCUGAUGUGAAACAAAGUGCUGGCUUAGGGAAAGAAAGACUAGACGUGCCUGUAUAUAGCAGCCUGUGUGUCUCUCUGUGUGUGUAAUCACACAUAUCACAAUAUUACUCUUAUCAUGUUGCUUCACUUAUUUUUAGGACCAAAGGUAGUCUCCAAAAUAAUUAGCACUCAAACUAUUGAGACCCUGACAAAUGUGCUUAAACGAAGACCUGUCAUUUGGGAUAAUAUCCAUGCAAAUGAUUAUGAUCAAAGACGAGUGUUCUUGGGUCCAUAUGAUGGCAGGCCAGUUGAGCUUUUCCCCAUGUUGAAUGGUGUGCUGACAAACCCUAAUUGCGAGUUUGAAAGUAACUUUAUCGCUGUCCACACUCUUGCAUCAUGGCUGAGGGAUGCAUCAUUAGUUUCUGCAGAGGAACCAAUGAACAUUGAUCCUAAGUCAAGUGGUUCUAUGGAACCAAUGGAAGAAGAUCUGUCUAAUGUUGAAGGAAGUGUUAAUAGCGUUUCUGGUGAAAAGACUGAUCAGGAAGAUUCUCAGGAUGGUGCUGCUAGUGGAGCAAGUAGUGAGGUCGUUAAAGUUGAAGGUCAAAUGGACACAGAAAGUGUUGCUUCAUUGGGUAAAAGUGUCUCAAGUCGCACAUCUUAUGAUCCUCAAAGUGCUUUGCAAGAAGCAGUGUCUGCCUGGCUUAAGGAAUUUUCUAAAGUAAAGAGUGCUUCCUCCAGAACCUAUGCUAAGAGCGGUCCCUAUAGUAUGACCCCAGAGCCUAUGCCUGUGCAAGCACAAGCUCCCAUUACAACGAGUACAAAAACUACAAGCACUACAGUUCCUGUGUGUUCCCCUGUGGUAACUCCUUCCCCUAUCAAGGUUGCAAAAGAGAAUAGCAGAAAAAAACUUAACAGCUCAUUGUCUCCAGGUAAGGUAGCAUCUUAUUGCAUGUCAGACUAAGAUUUUGAUGCUUGGUAAUAUGGCAGUCACUAUGAUAGGCCACUGUUUUAGAAAAACCCUGCAUACAUGAAAGUGUCCUCAUGUCACCUACCAGACUUGCGUUCUGAGUAUUUUUUAAUUAACUUCCCAAGCAAAAUGAUUUUUAAUACAAAAUUAAAGAUUCAAAGAAGGAGUAUUAAUAUGUACAAUCAAACCUCUUUAAUACGGACACCAAAGGGACAGAACCAAGUGUCCACUUUACAGAGGUGUCUGUAUUUUGGAGGGAGGGAAUGUAUGAUUUUUGGCUUUUCUGGGACCAAACAAACUGUCCGUGAUAGAAAAGUUAGAGGUUAGACUGUAUUUGACAAACUUGACGCAAAAUUCCCUUGAUUACCUGAGCACUGUGUCAGGCUUUGGUGAUUUCAGUGCGUGUACUCAUCAGUCGGUCAGCAGAGAUGUUUUGGAAGGACGGGCGCUCUACCAUUCAAUUUUUUCAUUUUCAAAGAUUCUGUGACAAAUCACUUCAUAGGUUCAUCUGACAUAAAUAUUUAUGUUCAAUGUUGAGAAGUGUUUCUCUUUCAAACAGUGGGUUGCGUCAUCCAUGUGGCAUCCCUCUGGUUCUUCAUGCUAGAGUUUUUAAGUCUAUAAUUUUUAGUAUGUUUCUGCAUUGCAUUUCCAUGAUUUCACCACAACUACACACAUGUAUGAUUUAAGUGGACCCCCCCCCCCUCCUCCUUCCCCCUCCUCCUUGUUACAACCACCUCAUUAUUGCAACCAUAUUCUUUCAACCUAAAUGUAAAGACCACAGAGUCACUUUCUUUUUAUUUUGGAGACCCUGUUAAUAGGACCACCUUGUUAUUCAACCAGGAUUUUAUUGCCCAGUGUUGGUAAAUUUAUAGGGUUCUGUUGUAAUACUAUGAAAACUAUUAAAUGUUAAGCCAGUAUUAAAACCAAUAGAUUGGUUUCUGUUUUCACCAUACCCUUGCUUUGUAGCGCGACUUAAUCUUCUAAUAUUGUAUCGUUCAAAAUCACAUAGAAAAGAAAGUCGAAGAGAGUGAAAAGAAAGAGCAGGAGAUGAUGCCAAUGGAUAUAAUUGAACAAAAGGACAAGCCUGCGAUGACACCACUCAGUGCUGAUGACCUUCUGCUGUUGGUAGAUUUAUUCUACUUACCCUACAACCAUGGUCAGAAGGCCAAGCAGAUCAUAGCUGAUUUUAAGUGGCUCAAAUUUAAUGCUAUUAAGGAAGAUUCAGAGGAGUUUAUGGAACUUACUGAACAAGAGCAGAAAACUAAGGUAUGAUCCCCAGUAUUGCACUUCCAAAAUAAAUACCCAGGGCAAUCAGGGUUGUCAGAAAGUUUUGAAGUAGACGGCUUAGUUGUCAAAGUAAGCAGCCAGACCAGGGAUAUUUUGUUUAAAAAACAUCAUCCAUAAAGAAAUGCUAAGCAGACUAGCUGGCCAAUACUAACCAAGCAGCAGCCGGCUACUUUUGACAACCCUGGGCAAUAUAUGUUUUAAUAAUUUGCAAUAACAUAUCGAGACUUUUAAAUUGCAUUACUAACCUUUUAAAAUUUGCACUGUAGUAGCUUAACACUACUGGCUAUACAGGAAAACACUAGCCUCCCCCGCCUCCCCCCCCUCCCCCCCCCCACCCCCAUCUCUGAAGAAGACCAAUCUUGAUAUCUGUGGUUUCAAGUUUUCAAUACCACUUUAAUUGUUAUUUGGAUCUGAGACAAAGAAAAAUUAAAACUAAACCAGUUUGAAAAAUGCUAAGUCAAAGAAAGAGUUCCCAGGUUUCAGAGAUUACGAAGUUCAAAGGGGAAAGUGCAGACAAUAUAGUAACAUCUGGAUGUAAUAUAACAUCUGUAACAGCAGUGAUGAUUUUCAAAUACAAUAUUUAAAAUUGUGAUGACAAAUAUAUACGCUAAUCUGAGCUGUUGCACAUAUAAUACAUUUUGAAGUACAUUUUGUAAGUUGCCAAUAUCUUAUUUUGAUGAGUACAAGCUAUACUUAGAUAAAGUCAUUGAUUACUGAAACAUUGUUAAAUCUUUCUGUGAACCCUAGUUGACUGAGUGGAAUGACAGAGCUGAGAAGUUCCAUGAAAUCUGUCGGUCAGUUAAAGAAAUGUUUGUGCGACUGACAGAGACGUCCAAUAGGGCACUGCUGUAUGACCUUUAUCCAUAUGUGUGGGAUGUCAAGGAAGUCUUGCAGCUGCUGGAUACAUUUGUUAGUUGGCUGAGCACCAAGAACAGGAGAAGGAAGCAGAAAGAACAAAGCUUUUUCCCUGAGGACCCUGAAGCAUGGGUGUUUAGGGGAGGACUGUGUGGAGAGCUGCAGGUAUGUGGUGGUUGUGGGCAUGAAGAGAGGUAGAAUAGCGGAGUAGUUAAGUUGUGCGUAACCCAUAAGUUGCAUACAUGCACACAACUGAAACUUGGUUGUAAUUUAAUACAACUACUGAACGUGUAGGAGUACAGUGGCUGUAUUUGAACACUUGCCUUAGAGACAAACAAAACACAACAGUGUGACCAAAACUUGACCAUCAUUUAUUUUAUGUAGGUCAGUGUGCCUGAGAUACACUAGAGCAUAGUACAGCAAUUAUGUGUUUCAUGAUACCAUUCAAUACCAUUUUUGUAGAUGUAAGCCAUUUUUUUCAAGGAUUAAGCAAUAUUUACAAUUCUUGUUUCUUUGUUUACAAUGUCGACACCACCCUUUUUCAACUGAUAAGGAACAUUUAAUUGUUCAAACUAAAUAUGGAGCAGCGAAAAACAAUUCCACUUAUUUAAAUCUUGAAAUUUGCCAGAAUCAGAGGUCAUAGAUGUGUGUGCAUGUAUACAGCUAUUUCAAGAAAGGUUGUCAGAAAAAGUGCAUGUGACAAUCCCGAAAGGUAUUAUGGGUGGUUUUGAGUUCACUGUUCUUCAAAUACAUUUGCAAGAAUGGCACGAGAGGCCAUGGAAUUAUGUUUGCGAUUACUAAAGGAAAGCAACAAAAGUGAGUUUGACAGCUACAUCGUCAGGAAAAGUGUAUCAAUCAUAUCCCAUAUUACCUUUUGGGUUUGUCGCAUGCACACUUUUUCCGACAACCUUUCUCAAAAUAGCUGUAUUUGAGAUAAUACAGUCAGUGGAAGCUUUCAUGAGCAGACACCUUCGGGACGUGAAAAAGGUGUCUGUACAGUGAUUUUGUUACGUCUGCAUCCUGCAUCCCUGACGCAUAAAAAUCCCACAAGACGAGCAAUAAUUUAUGGCAUGCGUGCCAUAGGACGUAAAGAACGAUAGAUCGAUUUGAAGGUCUUUUGGUAGAAUAUCCUGUUCAUGUGAUUUCUGUGGCUGUUGUUUAAUGAUGCAUAUUUAUUUUAGUCCUUUUUGUGCUUAAAAUGUAGACAGACUACAUUUUAAUCUCAGUAAACUGCAAUCAGGAGGUUUGGCAUCUGUCUCCAGAUUAACUGUCUGGUUACACAAAGGCCCCAAGCAUUUUCAAUUUAGGACUCUUUUUUCUUAUCAACUGGGACUCCCUGGUUAUGGACAGGGACUCGUGAUUUUUCACAAGAUGGGUCCCAUGACUCGCCAUGACUAUUUGCACAAAAUGACUGUCUGUAACUGGAGCUGGCCGCUUACAGAAUGUAAAAAUACAGAAUUUGUAUUUGAGUUGUCAAAAAUAGGGUUUUGUGAAGGCGGCUGUAAGUGGAGCUGUCCGCUUACAUGGGUGUCCGUUAGGAGAGCUUCCACUGUAGUAAUUUACAAUGUACAGUUGUAAAUGUGUUUAAUUUUUUUUAAUUUGUUUACAGCGGCUUUUACCCAUUGAUGGGGGACAUGAAGUAUUCAGCUUGAGGGCUCCAGAAGUUCCUACUACAUGUAUCUCUACUAUCAGACCUUACCAACCUAAUGACGAGGUACACACCCUUUUGAUGCAUUUAUAAUAUUGAGUUGAGUGCCUGAAAUAAACUCACUGAAAAAACCUUACUGCUUUCUCACUAUGAACAAAGCAUUUACAUGGUGCCUCUUACGGGUGCAGCUGUAGUUGCUUUUCUUUUAUUCAAAACACACAGGCCACACACAUUGCCUAUAGACAAUACAAAAAACCUUCAGUCUUGAUUGAUUUGGAUGGUAUGAUUUCUAUGCAUAUGGGAAUGCCAUUAACCCUUUAAGCCCUAAGAGUGAGCAGCAUCAAAUUUCUCCUGGUAUCAAUGCUUUGUAAAAGAGAGUGGUCAUGAGAAUUACAGACAUUAUACCACUACAUGACAAAUUUCUGCAAUUUGAUUGGCUUAGAGCAGUGGUAUUUCAGCUUAAUUUGAAAUACCUACAUGUGAAAAUUACAAACCUUUUGCGGGUAGUGGUAUAAACAAAUAAUAGCAUGAUUUGUACGUGAUAUUUGGCAUAAAUACCACUUGUGAUAUUUCAAAAACUGUUUCAAAUUUCACUCGCCUAACGGCUCGUGAAAUUUCGUAUAACAAUUUCGAAAUAUCACUCGUGGUAUUUAUAUCAAAUAUCACUACAAAUCCUGCUAUUACCUAUACUAAUCACACAAGAUAAAUUUGCUUGGUAUUUUGUCAACUUCUCCCCGCUACUUCUGUAGGAAAUGAAUAGGGACAACAAAUGAGAGUUCAGAUUAUGAUCUUACGGUUUAAAGGGUUAAGGCUGAGAUUGCUCAAGCAUUUUGCAGUAACUAUUUUCAGUGCCAAUCAAGUUGAUUAUUUUUUUCUUUUCCAAAAAUAGUGGUUUACUUGCACAGAAAAAAAGGACUCAUGACAAGGGAAAGACCUUUACAUUAAUGGCAAUUUCUUUUCUCCCUUUUUUCAAAUCAGAAAUCACUGUAUGAAAUUUGUGUGUCAACUUGUGAUGAUUGGCAAGAUGGACAUGAUUUAUUCCCUUGCAAACAAUUCAACAUGGCAGGAGACAGGUUGGUGAUACAGUGGUGUAAGAAUUCAUUUGCAGCUCUCUUACUGCAAUUUGAAUCAGCUUUCUCUGAUUCCAAAUUUGUUGGUGUAUGUCAUUUUCUUUCAGUCAUGUUUUUGAAACUGAAAAAAUAUAGAGCCAUAAAAAAGGGGUCAGAGGAAAAAAGACAGAAGAUCCUUUAUGUACAUUGCAAAACUGUACUGACUGAUUCCAGAGUCUGUUGAAAGGUUUAAACUUUAUUCUUUACUACUAUUGUGCAGUAUGCUCGAUUUUCAGCUAUUUAAGGGAAUUUGAUUUGCAUUCCCCUUCCAACAAUGGGCUAGGCAACCUACAUGUAGGUGUGACUCUUUCCUCUUUAGUAACAUAUUCCUUAUUAUAUAGACACGAGUGUUUUACUGGAAAAUAUACCAGUCGUAAAAUUCAUAAAAACUACAUCCGGGACCCGAGUGGUGUAUUUUCCAUAAUCUUACACGAGUUUAUUGAUGACGUAAUUUUGGUAAUUCCCCUCUAUUAUUUUAUUGAUGUCAUUUUGUCUAUAUAAUAAAAAGAACAUUACACGGCGGCUUGACGAUAUUAAUUUUAUUUUCAAGCGGCAAAAAUUGUUUUGCCACUCGGAAAUAAAAUUCAUAUCUUCGCACCACCAUGUGAUAUCCUCUAAAUAAAGUAAUAUUAACAGUAUGUGAAAUGUAUGAGCUUCAAAGACAUAAAACAAUGGGUGCAUCAUCAAUUAAUUUAAAAGUUAUGAGACGUAUUUUCGAAAAGAACAGCAAAUGUCUCUUUUAGACAUCACCUCCUCACUCCCUGCAGUCUUGGUAGGAGCACACCAUGCGGCAUUUACUAGACCAGGCCCCAGUUGUUCAAAAGUGGAAAGCACUAUUCACUGGAUAAAUCUCUAUUCACUGGAUAGGGCAAAUUGGUUUCCCUAAUAUUUAUCCACUGGAUAGUGAUUUAUUCACUGGAUAGUGAUUUAUCCGGUGGUAGCGCUAUCCACCUUUUGAACAACUGGGGCCAGCUAAUCAGAGACUUGCCUUCUGGCAGGCAAGUCUCUGAUUGGUUAAAGAUAACAAUAGGCAAGACUAGUAAUCCACCCAAGGAUGCAGGCACACACAAAAUGGCUGGUAAUUGGGCCCAAUUGUGUAGUUGAUUUGCUAAAUUAUUGGACUUUGUUCUUAUUGACAACUAAGCUAUGAUUUGUUUCUUUGUUUUAGGUUUGUUGGUCCUUAUUUGAAGCUCUGCCCUGAGCAUGUGUUUGUUGUUGAGGAUGGUGAUGGCCUUUGUGGUUUUGCAGUUGCAGCAUCUGAUUCAAAACACUUUUAUGAACAGUUUAAAAAACACUGGCUUCCAGAGGUACGUGUAUAUGUAUAUAUUUAUUUAUUUUGCAGGGUUAGUUCUGAGGAACUAGCCUACAUGUAUAAGCACCGUUUCUGGUGUUUUUUUUUAAUACAUCAUUGACAAGAAAAGCAAAUGGUCUUUUUGGAAAAGGGUAAUAGGACAUUUUAUAGGUUGAUGUCAUUUGACUGCAAUAGUGUGCUAAGAAGUAGCAUGAGUUGUAAGGAUGGGAGGCAGCGUGGCCGAGUGGUCAGCACGUCGGACUCGCAAUCCGGCGGUCCCGGGUUCGAGUCCCGCUCUGGCCACUUGCUGGAUUUGUGCUCGGUCGUCCCGAGUUUAAAUUCUCGGCCAUGCUUGUAAAUAGCCAACUGGUUGCCUUUUGCCAGUUGGGGUUUUUAAUCCUGUUAUGUUGUAUUUGAAUUAUUUGUUUCUAAAUAUUUGAGUGGAGUGCCUGUAAAUUAGCUGACUAGCUAAGUGCACCUUCCACUAUAAACAUGCCUUUAACCUUAACCUUAACCUAACCUAUGCUUAACCUCUACUGGUACUGUUGGGUAGCCUGUUAGGGUUAGGAACCAGAAUUCUUCUAAUAAUUACCCUUUUAUUUCACCAAGAUGUCCCUCAACCUUGUAAAUACAGUUUUGUGUUAACCCAUGGUCACCAAUAUUCUAUAACAUUAUCCAUAAUCUUGCCAACAAGGAAUGUGAGAGUUGAUCUUAGGUUCAUUUCUAGGUGUGCAAGAAAUACCAAAUGCCGGAGGGAAAUCCAUCAGAGUGGACCUAUGCGGAACAACUUGCCAAUAGUUUCCACAAUCCAAGUAUCUUUCUUCCUCCAGACUUGUGUAACAAGUAUAGCGCUCAUGUUCAAAUUUAUCUUCUGCCACGUGCACAGGUAUGUCACAGUUAAUUUGCAUUCAGUUAAGCCCCAUUAUCAACAUAAAAAUUCUCUACACUGGUCUCCAUACGUUUCCUUGAAAAACUAGUUGAGAGAAUUUGUUUUAAGGUCAAAGCAUUUUCACUCAAGUUAUCAUUUAAUCAAUUCUCAACAUUUCCAAAGAGUUUUUAAAACGUUUCUUGGCUGAUUUACUGUUUGAUAUGAAAUGUUUAAUUUACAACAUUACAGUGACUUCGAUUUCAGUUAACCAUUCAAAGCAUGACAUUUCUAUUCCUUCGGUGAAAAGGUGCCGAUAAGUGUGGUCAAAGUGCUGGCUGCCACUUUGAACCCUGCUUAAAUAAAAAAUAAAGAGUCUUUGGAGCAAAAAUUUUAAUGAAGAAAACGUUGGGCCUCAGUGCGGCUGAGCGGUCAGAGCACUGGAAUUGCAUUCCAGAGACCCUGAGUUCAAUCCCUGCCCUAACCGCUGGCUGGAUUUGUUCUCAGAUUUGUUCGGUGGACUUGUUCUCGGUAGUCCUGACUCCACUCCUCGACCAUGCUUGUAAAUACAGUCGACUCUCUCUUAAUGGACACCUCUGUAAAACGGACAGCUAGAGUUGAUCCCUGCCUUUCUUGACUCCCUUUAUUUUGACUCUCUAUAAGAGGAACACCUUCGUAAAACGGACAGCUAGAGUUGGUCCCUGCCUUUCUUGACUCCCUUUAUUUUGACUCUCUAUAAGACGGACACCUCUGUAAAAUGGACAGCUAGAGUUGGUCCCUGCCUUUCUUGACUCCCUUUAUUUUGACUCUCUAUAAGACAUACACCUCUGUAAAACGGACACCUAGAGUUGGUCCCUGCCUUUCUUGACUCCCUUUAUUUGACUCUUUAUAAGACGGACACGUCUGUAAAAUGGACAGCCAGAGUUGGUCCCUGCCUUUCUUUACUCCCUCUAUUUGACUCUCUAUAAGACGGACAUCUCUCUAAGACAGACAGCUAGUGCCGGUCCCAAAGGUGUCCUUCUUAAAGAGAGUUGACUGUAGCCAACUUAUUUGCCUCCGGCCAGUUGGAAAUCUUAGCCUUUUAAAGUUCAUUUCGUUUAUGUUUCUGUCCUUAUUUGUGGUCGACGAUGAAAACUACCGUGUUACCAGUAAUUUUGCUAUCCCUAUAUAGUCUUUUUUUUUUUAAGUUUGUAAACAUUUUUUCAUACGGUUCUUUUUUCUUUUUAUUCUACAACAGGACCUUGGUCUUGGCAAGCGCCUCUUAGCUUGUGUUCUCUCUGCUCUAAAAGCUGAAGAUUGCACUGGUGUCCACUGUGAAAUUACACCCACAAACAACAAUGCUCUUGACUUCUACAGCAAACUAGGAUUUUACAAUAUUCAGCUCAAAGAGCAGCCACCACCCGACACCAUGAUCUUUGCCAGAACGCUUUGAAAAAUCACAUAUUUCUGUAGUUAAGUGUUUAAUAUCUUUUAACAUAUAAAACACAUAAGUACAAAUAGAAAUGAUUAAUUUAGAAAAUAAUGUCCAUGGUCACUGUGAGUAUUUGUGUCAGGUUUAACAGUGGGGAAAAGCCACGUUAAAAAAUUGUUGUUGUGAUUGUUCAUCUUGUCUAAAGUGUACAGUGUAAAGUGUUGGGUAUUGUAUGCUAAAAAAAGAAACAGAAAAAGAUGAGAGAAAACUUUAAACAAUUGACCGUGAGGGACAGGACUUGACGAAAAUAUGACAUGUACGUCAUCUUCAAAUAUAUUUUAAUUGUAGGUCGGGAGAGACUAAACGACUACAGUGGCGACAGAGAAAAGUGGGAAUUUCCCCUAAAAUAGUGUACUGUACUGGCUUUUUAUAUUCUUGAGUACUUAAGGGGUUGAAUUCUCUUCUCUCAAAAAAUAAUAUAAAUGUUCAAUGAAUCUUAAAAAAGACCAAAAAGUAAAAUUUGAUUUUUUGAAGUGAUUCAUGCCUGCAAAACACAGAUGUAUAUGUUGCAGUUAAAUUUUUAUUUCAGUUCAUUUUUGUUUUCCCUUUGUUUCAAACUCAUUAGCAUACAUUAUCAUACCUAAAAAGAAUGGAACAUAUAUUUGUUUUGAAAGGUAUCUUAUUUUGUGAAAUAUAAAGUUGGGGUAGUUCUUCCUCAAGUUGCCCAUUGAACACACUACUUCUGUCUACUAGUUUCGUGAUGACCUAUGCAGGUAACUACAGUGGAGCCUCGAUAUAACGAAGUGCUAAGGGACUGGCAAAAUCUGUUCGCUAUGACGAGGUUUCGUUAUAUCAAGGUUGUUUUUCAUAUAUUUUACGUAUUACUGGGAGAAGAUCGUUCGUUAUACCGACGUUCCACUGUAACCAGUGAUUGUUAUAUUAUUGUAUGUCUGAAUCCGUAGAUGGGCAAAAUGAGUCAAAUCCUGAAUUAUGAUUUUCUACCCUGAGCAGGCAAGCCUCUUGCCUACUCGUGAUUUCGCGUGUUGGUCCUGAAAAAAAACACUAUUGUGGCGGCACACACUUGAACAGGACUCAAUGUGUCUUUUGUUCGUUUUUACAUCUUUAUUGACCUCGACUUCGUCCCAGUCGGUAAAAAUGGUCCAAAAAAAGAACUUGACCAAUAUCCGGUUCCUUCUGUAGGUACCGUGGCACAGAUUACUUACAACAUAAGAAACGAUUUGAGCUAAACAAUAUAGCCCUCAGGAGAACUCUAUUUUUGGGUUCCUUUAUUUCUUUUGUGAGGACGUUACCUGCAGAUGACCUGUAUCCAGCCAUCUUGAGCUCACUCUUGGUCAAAAACAGUUAUAGGUUUCUGGGAAACUGCCAACCUACCCCUCCCCAAAGCCAACAUUUUGCCUCAGGUGAGAUGUAAGUGUUGAUGUUGGCUUAGGGGAGGGGUAGGUGGGCAGUUUCCCAGAAACGUAUACGGUAAUGAUCCCGUAUCCAAAACACGUAUGUCCUGUUCAAGGGUGAGAAUUUCCACAUUUGCAUUGCCCAUAAUAAUUAUAGGCUAUUUACCCCAAAAGUUUGCAUAAGCAUGGCUUCAAUUUCUCUUAAAACUUUUGUUAUGCCUAUGUGAAAAUUUGAAGUAAUAGUCGUGAUGUGAGCGGUGCGAAAGUGGCAGAUGUUGCAGUAAUGGAAAUUUUACUAUUGUUUUUAUAUGUGCAACUACCAAAGGGUACAUGUUAAACAAUAAAGAUGGGCUGG
This is a messenger RNA of Porites lobata, 23133 nucleotides long. The record is from the annotation of a GenBank genome assembly. Lineage: Eukaryota; Metazoa; Cnidaria; Anthozoa; Scleractinia; Poritidae.